GGGCUCAAGAUCUAAUAUUUGCAGAUCUUGGAUUUUGAUUUCAAAUUAAAGGGGAAGAUCUCGAAUAGAGAGGCUGGCGCAAGCUUCUUCUAGCUUGAAAUCAAGAAACCCAUUUCCCUUAAAGAACUCGUCAACCGUUUUCUCUGUACUUUACCCUUCUCGUUGAAAAGGAGAGAUGACUUCCAACAUUCAACCCACACUAAUCCCAAAGCCCGAGCCAGUCACUGAUUCCUACCCACUGCCUCCGCUUCCAUCCUCUUCCAACCUCGAAGCUAACUUGAACACAGAGUACAACAAUGUCGCAGAGACGGUUCUCUCAGCGUUGGCACAACGCCCCGAGAGGCACGACGUGCUCGAUUCUCUAACCGGCGCAAUAGUACCGGUUAAGGAGGAAGAAGAACCGAUGCCGGUUAGUUACUCACUCGAUGAGCCUUCACCGUCCCUCGUGACGCGAAGGCCCAAGCCGCAGGAGCGCUCUUCGGAGCUUGUGAGGAUCACUGAUGUUGGACCCGAAGGAGAGAGACAGUUCCGAGAAGUUGUAAGGAAGACGAGGAUGGUGUACGAUUCUCUUAGGAUGUUCUUGAUUAUGGAAGAGAAGCGUGAAGGGUAUCCAACGGACAGAAGGAGAGGUAGGGCUGAUAGUAAAGCUGCUUCCAUGAUGAAAGAUCGUUUCUUGUGGCUGAACCGUGACAAACGCAUCGUGGGUUCGAUUCCCGGAGUUCAAAUUGGGGAUAUCUUCUUUUUCAGGCUUGAGCUUUGCGUUAUGGGUUUACAUGGGCAGACGCAAGCUGGGAUUGAUUAUCUCAUAGGGAGCCGCAGCUCUAAUGGGGAGCCAAUUGCUACUAGUGUGAUUGUCUCAGGUGGGUAUGAGGAUGAUGAUGAUCAAGGAGAUGUGAUUAUCUAUACAGGACAUGGUGGGCAAGACAAGCUUGGUAGGCAAGCUGAGCAUCAGAGGCUUGAAGGUGGGAAUCUUGCUUUGGAGAGGAGUAUGUAUUAUGGGAUUGAAGUGAGAGUUAUUAGAGGGUUUAAGUACGAGAAUUCGGUUUCUAGCAAAGUUUAUGUCUAUGAUGGGCUGUUUAGGAUUGUUGACUCCUGGUUCGAUGUUGGCAAGUCUGGCUUCGGUGUCUUUAAGUUUAGGCUGGAGAGAAUCGAAGGGCAGGUUGAGAUGGGUAGCUCGGUUUUGAAGCUUGCCAAGACUCUUAAAACCAACCCCUUGUCUGUCAAACCAAGCGGUUACAUCACCUUCGAUGUCUCUAACAGGAAGGAGAAUGCUCCUGUGUUUUUGUUUAACGACAUUGACAACGAUCAAGAGCCUUUGUAUUACGAGUAUCUCACCAAAACAUCGUUUCCGCGUGGCAUAUUGUUUCAACAGGGUGGUACUGCAAGUGGAUGCAACUGUAUCUCGGGCUGUACCAGUGGCUGCCUUUGUGAAAUGAAAAAUGGAGGUGAGUUUGCUUAUGAUUACAAUGGGAAUUUGGUAAGACUCAGACCGUUAAUACAUGAGUGUGGACCGGCAUGCAACUGCCCUCCAACUUGUCGUAACCGUGUGACUCAACACGGUUUGAGGAGGAGACUAGAAGUGUUUAGGUCGGUGGAAACAGGUUGGGGAGUUCGGUCUUUAGAUAUAUUACAUGCUGGUUCUUUUAUCUGUGAAUAUGUCGGGGUUGCUUUGACAAGGGAACAAGCCAACAUUCUGACCAUGAAUGGUGAUACAUUGGUGUAUCCUGCUCGGUUUUCUUCCGCAAGGUGGAAAGCUUGGGGAGAUUUGUCUCAGGUUUUUCCUGAUUAUGAGCGACCUUCCUACCCUCAUAUUCCUCCUGUUGAUUUCGCAAUGGAUGUGUCGAAGAUGAGGAAUGUUGCUUGUUACAUAAGCCACAGUACUGAUUCAAAUGUCAUUGUUCAGUUCGUACUACAUGAUCACAACAAUCUGAUGUUCCCUCGUGUUAUGCUUUUCGCUGCUGAGAACAUUCCUCCCAUGACUGAGCUUAGCCUUGAUUAUGGAGUAUCUGAUGAAUGGAGCCCCAAGCUUGCCAUUUGUAACUAAAAUCGUCCUUAACCAAGCCGCCAUAUUUUUCCAUGUAAAAAUGAGGUAAAGGUUUAAGAAUUUGAUAAAAGAAGUCUGUAAUGUUAUGCAAGAACUGGUUCCAAAGGAGUCUAGAUCGAUGAAAGAUCUAGCUUGAGGACAGUUUUCGUUAGUUUUCUUCUGUUUUGCUCCUGCACAAUGUACUUGGGGUCAAAGUGUGUACAUCUGAUAUUGAGAUCUAUUUUUUCUUACAGAUUGUAAUCAAGUGGGAGUCACAGAUAUAAUAGAUUUC
Eruca vesicaria subsp. sativa (arugula) is the source of this 2315-nucleotide messenger RNA. NCBI's taxonomy places the organism in Eukaryota, Viridiplantae, Streptophyta, Magnoliopsida, Brassicales, Brassicaceae. The record is from the annotation of a GenBank genome assembly.